AUGAGGUUCACCGACUUGCCCAUAGAAGUAAUCGAUGAUAUCUUUAGCGACAUUGUUUCACUCGCGCAUGUGCCGCGAGAUAUUAGAUUACACUGGUAUAGGCACUUAAAAGGGUUUACGAUAUUGAGGCUACUCCAGCUGACCGAGUUACAAAGAAUCCAAAACAACGAGCUAAGCUUUUAUAUCGAUUUUGGAUUGGACAAUGCCCGAACGAAAAGUACCAAGUCUCUUGUCAUUCAUUACAAAGAAGUGUUGCCAUUUGUGAAUCACAAAACAUUUUUGGUGUUGCCGUUUGCUCAAGUAUGGCCAGGAUCUGAAAUGUAUAUUGGUUUUUGGAGACUAUACUUGUUUACGUACCCGUUUUGUCUCGAUGCUUGGAACCAUUGGAACGGUAAUGAGUUACGUUUAUCGGACAUUGCGACAUUGAAGCCAAUAUGGUCGCAUUUUCCAGAUUCGUAUCAUACAAAUGUUCAGUCUCUUAUUGAAGAUAAUCCUGACCUUAAAGCUCAAAUCCACUUGACCAGAAGGAGCAUUUUCGCGAAAAUGCACAUGAUGUAUUUGCACUUGUGUCCUAGCUCCUUGAGUGAAUUUUCACGAAUUGACCACGAUCUUGAUCCAAGUACCUUGAGUAUCAAGAUUGUACCAGACGGAUCGCAAACAAUAGUUCGUGAAUUGAGCGGUCACAAAUUUCGAAACUUGGAAGCAUUUUCACUUGAAUAUGUGGGUCCUGAAAGUCAUGUUGACGUUGAAGCUGUAUUAUAUCUCAUUGAUCUUGACAAGAUAAAGCGAUUGGCAUUGCACGUCUCCCUUCUCAACGUUACUGAACUUCUCUGGAGAUUGAAGCAUCGCCGACACGAUUCAUUUACAUUGACCACAUCCGUUUUGACAUAUGGUAGAAUUGGACUGUGUACGUCAUCAAACAUUGCCAAGCUGUUGAAAAUGAAGUUUAAUCGGUACACAAUCUACACCACCGACGAACAAGUUUGUGUAUCACAGCCGCGACUUUCACAAACCGACAACGUACUUACACCAUUACAACAAAGAAGCUUCUAUGGAAGUUACCACUAG
Molecule: messenger RNA, 1068 nt
Organism: Lodderomyces parapsilosis
Lineage: Eukaryota; Fungi; Ascomycota; Pichiomycetes; Serinales; Debaryomycetaceae
Exons: 1
Coding region: 1-1068 (355 amino acids)
Source: RefSeq, a predicted model, not a curated record